This is a messenger RNA of Cetraspora pellucida, 462 nucleotides long. NCBI's taxonomy places the organism in Eukaryota, Fungi, Glomeromycota, Glomeromycetes, Diversisporales, Gigasporaceae. The record is from the annotation of a GenBank genome assembly.
AUGGGAGCUAAAUCGUGUAAACUUAAUUGUUUUGCUCAUGCAAAAAAAAAGAAUGCCAAAAUAAUUAAACAAACAGAAGAAAUAAAACGUGACAGUCACCCUACUUCAGAGAACUCCAACACAGGGAACAUCGAAAGUGCAACAGGUUUUAACCACAAUCCCCCUACUACAUCUCCAAGAACCAUCACCACAUCUCCAAGAACCACCACUACAUCUCCAAGAACAACCACCACAUCUUCGAGAACCACCGCCACAUCUUCGAGAACAACCACCACAUCUCCAAGAACAACAACAUUAACACAAAUCGGAGAUGAAACCUAUAUUUCUAGAACUGGAAACUUUGCAACUUUUUCUGAUGGAGGAGCUUCAAGUCAUUAUGCUGGUAGUGGUGGGUUUGAUCGUGGUGGGCAACGCGCACAUUACAAAUAUUUUGCCAAAUCAAAUCCACAUCAAGUCACGUAA